Jatropha curcas is the source of this 1375-nucleotide messenger RNA. RefSeq names its product mitochondrial hydrolase YKR070W. Gene Ontology annotation, cellular component: mitochondrion. Lineage: Eukaryota; Viridiplantae; Streptophyta; Magnoliopsida; Malpighiales; Euphorbiaceae. The record is from RefSeq and is a predicted model, not a curated record. Gene Ontology annotation, biological process: glycerophospholipid biosynthetic process.
CACAAGCAAGGAAACAUAGAGAUAGAGAUGAGAUUUGAGAAAAGAUUGGUGUUUAUUGGUGUUUCUGAUAUCAAGAACAGAGCGCCAUUUAUAAUUCAAUCUCAAUUUUCACGUUCUUUUUGCCAGCUUCAAACAAAGCAGAAGCACCACCAAAACAAUGGUUCUUCUUCUUUCGGAAUUGCGUUCGACAUUGAUGGUGUUAUUAUUCGUGGUCGUGCCCCCAUUGCUGGCUCUUCUCAAGCUUUGAGGAGAUUGUACGGAGAUGCUGGGUCUCUGAAGGUUCCUUUUUUGUUCUUGACAAAUGGAGGUGGAAUUCCGGAAUCUAGACGAGCCAUUGAGUUAAGUGAACUUCUGGGCUUAAAGAUUUUACCUUCUCAGGUUUUACAGGGUCACUCACCUUUUAAAAGUCUGUUGAAAAGAUAUGAGAAUCAACUCAUUGUUGCCACCGGAAAAGGGGAACCUGCUCUAGUAAUGCUCGAGUAUGGUUUCAAAAAGGUUCUCUCUUUAGAUGAGUAUGCCUCUCUGUUUGAGAAUAUUGAUCCUGUAUCUCAAUACAAGAAAUGGACCACUAAGCAGGAAUUGUGUAGCACUAUGAGUACGUCUCUGAAUAUAACAUCAAGAUACAAUGUUUCUUCUGAAACAGUUAAGGCUGUAUUUGUCGUCAGUGAUCCUGUAGAUUGGGGAAGGGACAUUCAGGUUAUCUGUGAUGUUUUAAGAUCCGGAGGCCUUCCAGGAAAGGACAGCAGGCAUCAACCUCCUUUAUAUUUUGCUGCUGAUGAUCUUGAAUAUCAGGCUGCAUUUUCUUCUCAGCGCCUUGGAAUGGGUGCUUUCAGAAUUGCUUUGGAGAGUAUCUUCAACAGAAUUCACCAUAAUGAUUUGGAGUAUAUAUGUUUUGGGAAACCUAAUCCAUCUGUAUUCAAGAAUGCCGAAGCUGUAGUGUCCCAGCUUCAACUGUCUUGUAAUACUGAAGCUCCUCUCAGAGAAUGUGUGGCCCCUGGAUCACCUCCUUUCAGGACUCUUUAUAUGAUUGGUGACAAUCCUUCAGUUGACAUCAAAGGUGCCCGGCAGGCAGGAAAUCCAUGGUUUUCUAUCUUGACAAGGUCAGGUGUUUUCCGAGGGCAACAUAACCAUGAAGAGUUUCCUGCAGAUCUGGUGGUUGAUACUGUUGAAGAGGCAGUGGAUUAUAUUCUGCAAAGGGAGUGCAUUUCUUAGUCCUUUUGCCUCUAAUUUGCUCAAAUAAUUUACUUCAAAUAUUUUCAUAUGUUUCAUGUUUAGAACAUUUAUUUGGCACAAAUAAAGUUUAAACAAAAUGAAAAAUGAAAAGUGGAGGCAUAUUUUGAGACUUGAUUUCAAAAUAGCAUUGUUCAUGAUGAAA